Molecule: messenger RNA, 1178 nt
Organism: Gymnodraco acuticeps
Lineage: Eukaryota; Metazoa; Chordata; Actinopteri; Perciformes; Bathydraconidae
Gene: dusp28
Product: dual specificity phosphatase 28
Biological process (GO): protein dephosphorylation
Cellular component (GO): cytoplasm
Molecular function (GO): MAP kinase tyrosine/serine/threonine phosphatase activity
Source: RefSeq, a predicted model, not a curated record
CUACCUGAAGAGAGACUGUCCUCUGAAACACAGAGUCUACCUGAAGAGAGACUGUCCUCUGAAACACAGAGUCUACCUGAAGAGAGACUGUCCUCUGAAAACCGAGAGAUGAAGCUGUUCGAGGCUAAACUGAAAGUGAAGACGGCUCGUUACGAGAUCGAUCCGAACCCUGGCUUCCUGUCUCAGCUGCAGAGAUACGAGCAGGUGCUGAAAAUGAGACGAGUACAGAAAGAGAGACAGAAAGACAGACAGAAAGAGAGACAGGUGGAGAGACAGACUGACUGACUGAUUGACAGACAGACAACAAUCAAACAGACAGAGACUUCCUGUCUGUGUCUCCGGUUGUGAAUCUGACUGAUUCAAUCUCUGGUUUUUACGAUGGUGUAUUUGGGCCAUUGUAAGUUUAAACAUUUUUUUUUAUUAAGAGCUGGAUAAAUGGAUUAACAAUCUGGAAACAAAUCUGAAUUUUCUUAGAUUAAAGUCAUAUGAGUCAUGAGUUUAAUCUCCAAAUUGUUUUAGUUCUAUUUUGAAAAAUAAGCAAUUUUAUUUCAGAGAUUUUCCAAAAUGAACCUUUUUAAUGUAAGAAAGUUUCUGAGUUACUUGUCUGUACAUUUAAACUUUAUUCUCACUAAUGCUGUGAUUUUUGAUUUAAUUUUUUACCAACAAUGGCCUGAAUACACGUCGUCAAAUGUGAUGGAAAGGUCUAAGCGGUUUAUUUUAUUUAAAGCAGAUAAAAAGGUCCAGAGUUUUAGUGUUGUUCAAUCACACCAACAAAAAGAGCAGAGAAUUAUGCAAACAAUAAAAUAAAUAAAACCAGAGUGAAAUAAAUAGGAUUAAAUAAAUACAAAUAGAGACUAUAACGUUAGGGCUGUGCAAAACCUUAAUACACAUUAUACCUGUUAUUUAGAUUAAAGUAGUUUACUCUACAGUUUGAGUGCUAUUAGUCAAACAGGUAGACCUUACCUGUGGUAAGAGCUUUCUCUUUUUUUAAUAAGGGCUAAUUGUUAUUCUAAUCAACUAUAGGUUUAUUUUUUCAAUAUCAAAAAGCAACGAAAGGCUUUAAUCAUUAAGAAAUGCAGCUUAUUAAGUCAAGAUAGGUGUUUCCUCGUUAUUUUACUUUCAUUAAAACAUCCUCAAAGUGUCUUUAAGGAUUUUAUUUUUGUAUAAACCUAAAAGUU